Messenger RNA from Saccostrea echinata, 1013 nucleotides. RefSeq names its product nucleoside diphosphate kinase 6-like. Gene Ontology annotation, molecular function: nucleoside diphosphate kinase activity. Lineage: Eukaryota; Metazoa; Mollusca; Bivalvia; Ostreida; Ostreidae. The coding region runs from base 239 to 877 and encodes 212 amino acids. The transcript is spliced from 2 exons. Gene Ontology annotation, biological process: GTP biosynthetic process; UTP biosynthetic process; CTP biosynthetic process. The record is from RefSeq and is a predicted model, not a curated record.
GACAUGUGCGACAUUGAGGAGGAUGAUUGAAAUUCUAAACAGCAGGAGUUCCUUUUUAAGGUUUUCUAAUAUAAUGUUAUAAACACUCCGGCAGUUAUUAACAUGACACGUAUGCGUCUUGGUAUAGAUCUACAGAGUUAGAGAUAUUCUUUGCAACUUUAGCAGUGAGCAGUAUUAUCAACUGAUCAAGAUCUGCAAGACAGCUGUUAAUCUGUAUUGACCCACUCCUCAGAAAAGGAUGACAGGCAUAUUUGCAAAAUAUGUAGCUAAAAUAUUACAUAUUGCUGCCAGACCCAAUUUGAGAUGUGUGCAAAGAUGCUAUACAACAAAACGACCAAAGCUCGAGUUAACUCUAGCGAUUCUCAAGCCUGACGUAACCUCCCGUCCUCAUAUUGUUGAGGAUAUUCAUGAAAUAAUCAAAGAAAAUGGAUUCUUCUUUGUAGCUUCUAAACAUUUACAUUUGACUCGAACUGAUGCUGAAGAAUUCUACAAGGAACACCAUGGCAAAUUUUUCCAUAACCGCUUGGUGAAUUUCAUGUCAAGUGGGCACAUAUGGGCUCAUAUCUUGGCCCGUGAAAAUGCUAUUGCCCACUGGAGAAAACUUAUGGGCCCCACAAAAGUGUUCAGGACUAUUCAUUCAGACCCUCAUUCAAUUAGAGGAUUGUUUGGACUGACAGACACAAGAAACGUUUGUCAUGGCUCAGAUUCACCGGACAAUGCAUUGCAAGAAAUCAAGUUCUUUUUUCCAGAAUUUGAUGCCAUAAAAUGGUACAAAGAUGCUGAACCUUUCUAUCACCAUGAAAAUGUAACAUUUUGCAAUGAAUCCAUGGUCCAUGUACUAAAUAAGAACAGAGAAAAUAGAACUGAUGCGUGUUAAUUUUAUGACAGAUUGUGGUUUUUAAUAUAAUUGGUACAUGUAUUUUGUGUAACUUUCUGAAAUACUUGUAGCUGGUCUUAAAGUUAUUAUCAUAUUAAAUAGUGUUUUACAUUAAAAAAAUUAAUUUAUAUUAUUA